CGCCCUCCCCAGCUGUCCUCUCAAGAUGGCUGCCGAGCCUCGCUCCCCCCGGCGCGCUCCCUGAAGGUCCCGGCAGCAGGCGGGCGGCGCGAGUCUUGCGUUCCGGGACCAGCGCUGCCUAGAGGCCGGGAGCGGCCGGCCGCCGACCCCGCGCGCACCGUCUCUCGGGGCGGGGCGCCGGGCCCCUUCCGGGGAUGGGCCCAGGCGCCCGAGUCGACCCAACUCUGCCCCGGCUCCUCCCCGCUCGGGCGGGCGCUCCGCCGUGUCCCCGCCCGUCAGUCCGCCCGGGCCGGCUGGCCGCAGACGGGGCCUGGGCGGCCGCACGGGGAGCUCUGAGCCCGCGGGCGUCGGGAGGCGUCGGCGCUACCGCUGGCCCGCGGCGGGUCCCGGGUUGCGACCCGGCGGGGGCGAAAAGGCGGCGGCACCAUGUUCUCCCUCAAGCCGCCUAGACCCACCUUCAGGUCCUACCUCCUGCCGCCGCCCCAGACUGACGAUAAGAUUAAUUCGGAACCGAAGAUUAAAAAACUGGAACCAGUCCUUUUGCCAGGAGAAAUUGUCGUAAAUGAAGUCAACUUUGUGAGAAAAUGUAUUGCAACAGACACAAGUCAGUACGAUCUGUGGGGAAAGCUGAUCUGCAGUAACUUCAAAAUUUCCUUUAUUACGGAUGACCCAAUGCCAUUACAGAAAUUCCAUUACAGAAAUCUUCUUCUUGGUGAGCAUGAUGUCCCUUUAACAUGUAUUGAGCAAAUUGUCACAGUAAAUGACCACAAGAGGAAGCAGAAAGUCCUAGGUCCCAACCAGAAACUGAAAUUUAAUCCAACAGAGUUAAUUAUUUACUGUAAAGAUUUCAGAAUUGUCAGAUUUCGCUUUGAUGAAUCGGGUCCUGAAAGUGCCAAAAAGGUAUGCCUUGCAAUAGCUCAUUAUUCCCAGCCAACAGACCUCCAGCUACUCUUUGCAUUUGAAUAUGUUGGGAAAAAAUACCACAAUUCAGCCAAUAAUAUUAAUGGAAUACCCUCAGGAGGCGGCAGCGGGGCCGGUGGUGGCAGCAGCCAAAAGACUCCACUCUUCGAGACGUACUCAGACUGGGACCGAGAAAUCAAGAGGACGGGGGCUUCCGCAUGGAGAGUUUGUUCUAUUAAUGAGGGUUACAUGAUAUCCACUUGCCUUCCAGAAUACUUUGUAGUGCCAAGUUCUUUAGCCGACCAAGAUCUAAAGAUCUUUUCCCAUUCUUUUGUUGGAAGAAGGAUGCCCUUCUGGUGCUGGAGCCACUCAAAUGGCAGUGCCCUCGUGCGAAUGGCCCUCAUAAAAGAUGUGCUGCAGCAGAGGAAAAUCGACCAGAGGAUUUGUAAUGCAAUAACUAAAAGUCAUCCACAGAGAAGUGAUGUUUACAAAUCAGACUUGGAUAAGACCUUGCCCAAUAUCCAAGAAAUACAGGCGGCUUUUGUAAAACUUAAACACCUAUGCGUUGAUGAGCCUUUUGAAGAAACUGAAGAGAAAUGGUUGUCUUCACUGGAAAAUACUCGGUGGUUAGAAUAUGUAAGGGCAUUCCUUAAACAUGCAGCAGAACUCGUGUAUGUGCUAGAAAGCAAGCGUCUCUCUGUAGUCCUGCAAGAGGAGGAGGGAAGAGACUUGAGCUGUAUGGUAGCUUCUCUUGUUCAGGUGAUGCUGGAUCCCCAUUUUAGGACAAUUACUGGAUUUCAGAGUCUCAUCCAGAAGGAGUGGGUCAUGGCCGGAUAUCAGUUCCUGGACAGAUGCAACCACUUAAAGCGAUCGGAGAAAGAGUCUCCCUUAUUUUUGCUGUUCUUGGAUGCCACGUGGCAGCUGUUAGAACAAUACCCAGCGGCCUUCGAGUUCUCAGAGACCUACUUGGCUAUACUGUACGACAGCACCCACAUCUCCCUGUUUGGCACCUUCCUGUUCAACUCUCCUCACCAGCGGGUGAAACAAAGCACGGAAUUUGCUAUAAGCAAAAAUAUCCAGCUGGGUGACGAAAAGGGUUUAAAAUUCCCCUCAGUUUGGGACUGGUCUCUUCAGUUUACAGCAAAGGAUCGUACCCUAUUCCAUAACCCCUUGUACAUCGGAAAGAGCACACCCUGUGUACAGAACGGUUCUGUGAAGGCUUUCAAACGGACAAAGAAAGGCUACAGCUCCACACUGAGGGGAAUGCCAGCUUCCUUGAAGAACGGGAUCGUCACCGACCAGGACCUGGUCCCGAGGCGAAACUCCCUGAUCCUGAAAGGAAAGCCGGAGCCGCUUCCGCAGCCCGGCGGCCAGGCCCGCAGCGCGGAGCAGUAUCUCCGAGAGUGGUUCUCCCGGCCGGUGGACCUGCACGGCGCCCUUCUGCCGCACGUCUCCGGGACGCACGUCAAACUCUGGAAGCUGUGCUACUUCCGCUGGGUCCCCGAAGCCCAGAUCAGCCUCGGGGGCUUCAUCACCGCCUUCCACAGGCUGUCCUUGCUGGCCGACGAGGUGGAUGUGCUCCGCAGGACGCUGCGGCAGCACCGGGCCGGCCCUCCGGAGGCCCGCUGCCCGGAGCCUGACCAGAGCCGGAUGUACUUCCGGGUGGGCGGCCCACAGGCGGCGGGGACGCCGGAGUUCCUGUCUUCAUCGUUCCCCUUCUCUCCCGUGGGCAACCUUUGCCGGCGGAGCAUUUCGGGAACGCCGCUGAGCAAGUUCUUGAGUGGGGCCAAAAUCUGGUUGUCUACCGAGACGCUAGCAAACGAAGACUAACACGCCCGUUUUCUGAACGUUUUGAGGGGAGCCAUAAACCGGCUUUCUCUGAAUCAGAAUUGCUAACCUAGGCAUCAGAGGCUCUAAAAAUUUUACGUGUCAGAAUAAUAGUUUAAAUUUGCACUAAUAUUUAAAAACAAGUCGAGUUAACACUUCCUCACAAUUCUUUUUUAAAAGACCUUUUCUGUUUUAUGUCCUCUUUCUGUCAUUUUCAGUCUGGCCCAGUUUCGGGUGAUCUGUAGGCAGACAUUCUCCUAUUUUUACUACUGUGAGCAAACAAAUCAGGUUUUGUCUGUGACGUUUAUUUUGUCUGCAUCCACUUUCUCCCACCAGCCACUAAAGGUUGCCUGAUCCUCAGCCUGGCACCCCAAAGAAACAGAGGUCAGGAAAGUUAAGAAAUUAACAUUUAGUCUAUUUUCAAGAGCAUCCGGUCAGCUCUAAUAGGUAUUAAUGUAUUUUUCUGGUCACUUUCUAUUCUAAUUGAACUCACCUGAGGGUUCAGUGUUCCAAGGCUAUUAUUUAUUUUAGAUCACCUUGUUUGGGACCGUAGAUCACUGUGUUUUAAAAUCAUGAGUUUGCUGUUAAAUUCCCAGGACUAACUUUAAAAUGAUAUGCACUGCUGACUUUAAAAGCAUUUGCUGUAGAUAAUAUAAACUUAGAAGUGCCUUUGACAUUGAGGUAUGCAUAACACAAAGUAAAACACAGUUUUCAGUUUUUAAAAUCAGGGUGUUAACCUACAUAUUGGAAAUGGGCUUGUCACUGCUGAGCUUCAUACCAAUAGCCAGGAGUCCCCCAAACCACAUUUCCUUCCCUCUGAAAGUCAGCGAGGACACAGCGGGCCUGUGGGGUGGUCGGUGUGGGUGUGACAGCGGCAAGAGCCGGUGCUGUCGGCCCCGAAGCCCACCCUCCAAAACAGAGGGCUGUUGAGAGGGAUUUGGGCGUUUGCUGCCUGUAUUUCCAGUCUGGUAAACUGUUGUUGGCACUUUACCUUGGAAAUAACUAAUGAGUCAGGUCACCUGCACAGAGGUCCCUCCUCCCGCCCACACAGUUCUUAGUGGUUAGGUUUAGCCAACAGGAGAAAUAAAGUGUACUACUCUCAAAAUACUGCCAUUUUAAUAUUGAGGGAAGACCCCCCCCUCCUCCCUGCACCCCCGACCUCUGACAGCGGAGAAGCACGCAAAGGUGUGUUCUGCGUCAGACUGUGGCGGGAACCCAGCCAAAGCUGUGGGGUCAGAGCUGAAGCUUGUUAGGGGGACUGGCGGUCAGCACCAUCCCCCUCCUCCCCACCCCCCCACUCCUCUGCCCACCCUGUUCCCUGUUUACAGGAUGGAUGUUUUCAAAUUGGGCUGUUAGUUUCUUAAACUGCCAUCUUAAGCUUUAGAAAAGUUUUAUAGUGAAGUGGCUAGCUUCUAAAACAAGUUUUUUCAAAGCGUGUUUUACCUUUAUGUGUAAUGAAUAGCUGUUUCAAAAUGUCUGAAUUAUUUUCCUUUUUAAAGUUGAUGUCUCUGGACCUAAAGGGACAGAAGUUCUUACACAGUGUCUUAGGAAAUUUGUCUUCUGGAUCAACCCAGUUUUUUCAGCUUGUUGCCUAGAAAAUAAGGGCUUUUUUCACCUUACAUAAAUAAAUAGCACUAUUGCCAUUAAACAUUUUAUACUACUUGAUUGGAAACCAGUCUCAAUCCCCUUAAAGUCCCACAGCAUAUCCUGCCAUUGAAAGUGUGAUAAUUCUCCCUUUUUGAUUAAACUGCCUUUUUAUUACAAAUAAUUCUAAAUUGGCGGGGGGGGGGGGGGGUCUGGGAGUGGUUGUUGAGCAUUUAUUUCUAAUUCUCUUCCCUCACACAUUUAUUUUGACUCCUUUAGUGAUUUUUUUUUUUUAAUUUACAAGUUUAAAAAAGAUUAGGUACUAUUAACAUACUGUCUUAAAAUAGAAAAUGUGCAUAUUUUUGUAUGAUAAUCAAAUGUAGUAAAAUAUGGUUUUUAGUUUUAUUUUUGCUGGAUGGUUGUUCUAUCAUGAUUAUUGUGCCACAACUUAUGCAUAAUAUGAAAAACAACUAUAACAGCUUUAAGUCCUGGCCAUUCUAAAGCUGCCUGGCACCUCUGCUAGCAAAAAGGAUGUGGUGGUGACCGAAGUCCUCCGUGUGGUUACGGACGCUGCACCAAAGAGCGCUUCACACUCUCCAGCCCCACAGCCCCGCGAGCGAAGUCUGUGCUGAUGGAGCACCGCACGGGCUCCAGACAGCUUGGGACUUUCUAGUACUGAACUUAAAGAUGUACAAUGUCUUACUGUUAUUUUAUGAUGGAAACCAGUUUUAAAACCAAAAAUGUCUUAACUUUAUUUAAGAAAAGUAUAUUAAUGUGUGCUAACAGAGGGUGAAAACUAGUCAACAUACCUUCAACAAAAUCUGCUUGCUAUAGCAGUAACCUCAAGUAGAACUUGAUUUUGAGAGAAAACUAAAACCUUUGUGCCUAAAAUUACGACCUGAGUUAAAGUAGGAUGAGCAGGAAGAUGAGAGCUCUUGUUCAACAGUGAUGAAUGUGAAGGAAAUUUUGACUGCUAAAUAAAAUUUCCACAGAAAUUG
Messenger RNA from Leopardus geoffroyi (Geoffroy's cat), 5309 nucleotides. It is a transcript of the gene MTMR10, whose product is annotated as myotubularin related protein 10. Lineage: Eukaryota; Metazoa; Chordata; Mammalia; Carnivora; Felidae. The transcript is spliced from 16 exons. Bases 427 to 2730 code for a protein of 767 amino acids. The record is from RefSeq and is a predicted model, not a curated record.